AUGCCAUCUCCCCCGCACCUCCCUAUGCCGGAUAAUAACAAUAACGAUUCGCCAGACGGCACAGCAUCCACGAAUAAGCAUUCUAAUGUCGAGACAUCUUCACGGGAAGGCAGUGAGCCAACUUCAAUGCUAGAUGCGGAUAGAGGAGAGGCGGUGGUGGCGGAUCGGCAGAGUGUCUCGGCAGAGGGGAUCAUCGAUCGACAGGAUGGCGGGAAACAACCAGAGACUGCUUCUGUUGCACCUAAGCCUGGUCCUUCCCCGCCACAUAGCGAUACCGAACAAAGCAUCCCUCGCUGCCGUUAUAAUCUUAGGCCAAGAAAAAAGAAAAUUGUGAAAUUAUAA
This is a messenger RNA of Parnassius apollo (apollo), 342 nucleotides long. The record is from the annotation of a GenBank genome assembly. NCBI's taxonomy places the organism in Eukaryota, Metazoa, Arthropoda, Insecta, Lepidoptera, Papilionidae.